Messenger RNA from Lodderomyces margitis, 633 nucleotides. Its product is annotated as nucleotide diphosphatase. The record is from RefSeq and is a predicted model, not a curated record. Gene Ontology annotation, molecular function: nucleoside triphosphate diphosphatase activity. The coding region runs from base 1 to 633 and encodes 210 amino acids. The transcript has a single exon. NCBI's taxonomy places the organism in Eukaryota, Fungi, Ascomycota, Pichiomycetes, Serinales, Debaryomycetaceae.
AUGACCUUCAACACCACAUUGAACCAAAAGCUUGAGAAUUACCACUUGAUUCUUGGAUCAACUUCACCAAGACGACAGGAAAUACUAUCUGAAAAUCUUGGGAUUAGCAAGUUCACUACUGUAGCAUCUAAUUUCCCUGAAGAUCUAGACAAGAGCCAGCUACGUCCAUUGGAAUAUGUACAACUAACUAGUCGCAAAAAAGCCGAAGCAAUAUAUGAAGCUCACAGAAGCACUUUCCAACAAGACGCAUUGAUUCUCACUUGCGAUACAAUAGUUACCUGUAAUGGUGGGAUAUUUGAAAAGCCCAUGACUCGUGCCGAGCAGGCCAAAUUUUUUGACUAUUUUGGUCUUCAUAAAGAUAUUGAGGUCAUAUCAGCAGCAACUGUGAUCAAGAUCAAGGCUGGAAAUGCUACUGAAUACAAAGAUCAUGCAACUACCAGGCUUUCUUUUCUGAGUGGUAACGACGACAUCAUUCGUGCAUAUAUUGAAAGUGGUGAGGGACUAGAAGUGGCUGGUGGAUUCAAAUACCAACAAUUGGGCUGUUUAUUAUUUAAUGAGAUAUCUGGCGACUACUACAAUGUUGUUGGAUUGCCUACCAAUACGUAUGCCCUUUUGCUGAAGGCAGUUGAUUGA